CGUGAUUCUGGUUGAGUUUUUUAUCAAGUACUAGAGUGAGAGCUAGAAGGAGUAACAAGAUAAGGUGUGACUGGCCUUUCAGAAAUCCGGAACAGCACUAGGAAGACACAGCGAAGUAAGUAUAUCUUUCAGUAGUUGAUGCAUGUAGUUGUGUUUCUGCUUUCAAAAGUAAUAAAGUAAACGAGUUGCACGCGUGCCCAUUAUCGGCCGUUUGUUAAGCUUAAGUAGUACCCAAAAAAUACGAGUUUUUGAAUGUCCUCCCUUUCAUAUUAAUCCCAUAAUUCAUGAAACAACCUCGAGAAUGGACUGCCCCCCUGUAAAUCCUGGAGAUAAAUCCUCCUCCUCUUCUUCCGCGCGCCCUGUGCAUCAAAGCGGCCCUCGCUCACCGGCCGGGAACAUGUUGAAAAUUCCGUCCCAAGAAUCUCGUGAAGACAAAAACCAACUCGGAUCUUCACCCCUACCACCGGUCCCGAACGAUGGAGGACAGCAGGUCGCUGAAGACCUUGACCACGUCCCUGACCAACAGGACGUCGAGGACCACCUCCAAGCUGGUCUAUCAAGCAAUGCUGAUCAAGAACAUGCGAAUAAUUUUGGAAGUUCGACCGUCGGCCUGCUCAUGGAGUACGUUCAGGGAGCUGGUGCUGCGGAAGAUCCAAACGCGGACGACGCGGACGCUUCCCACGCCCAAACCCCGUUCGUGAGCACCCAGCAACUGGAAAAGCAGCAUGAGAAAGACAAGCGGGCGCUGGAGAGACUGGAGAAAAUUAAGGAGCAAUUGGAGAAAAGAACGGAGAAAGACAAGAAAAAACUGGAGGGCUACAACUUCUCAUUCCGGCCGCUACUCUGUUGCUGUUGGAAGUCUUUCCAUCCGUGGAAUAAAGAAAGGAGCUAUGAUGAGGUAACGUCUACGAGUUUGGCGCGCUUACAUGCUUUGGCGAUCUGCUAGAAAGCAUGCGCUUAAGAUUUUAGGCACAGGUGUAUCAAGAUGAGAGACGGAGUACUUAAGUAUACGAGAUCCUGUCUUUCUACGUAGCCGCUUCAUGAUGUACAACUUCGCGGAAGAUGAUCUAGCACUGCGCUCGCCCACUUGUUUGCUGUUUGCUGCUUGCCGUUGAACCGUUGCAGGCGAGCCUGCUUUCUCACGAAGUCAAACCACGUAGAAAAUAAGCAUAUUGCAGUCCGUGAUGGAAAGGUAGCAGUCUGGUUAAGUUUUUUAUCACUUGCUACAGUGAGAGCUAGAAGGACUGACAAGACACGGACUUGAUUG
Molecule: messenger RNA, 1267 nt
Organism: Amoebophrya sp. A120
Lineage: Eukaryota; Dinophyceae; Syndiniales; Amoebophryaceae
Source: the annotation of a GenBank genome assembly